Odobenus rosmarus divergens (Pacific walrus) is the source of this 858-nucleotide messenger RNA. Its product is annotated as 5-hydroxytryptamine receptor 7-like. Gene Ontology annotation, molecular function: G protein-coupled serotonin receptor activity; neurotransmitter receptor activity. The record is from RefSeq and is a predicted model, not a curated record. NCBI's taxonomy places the organism in Eukaryota, Metazoa, Chordata, Mammalia, Carnivora, Odobenidae. Gene Ontology annotation, cellular component: membrane; dendrite. The transcript has 2 exons. Gene Ontology annotation, biological process: circadian rhythm; G protein-coupled receptor signaling pathway, coupled to cyclic nucleotide second messenger; chemical synaptic transmission. The coding region runs from base 52 to 759 and encodes 235 amino acids.
CUUGGGAUCACAAGGCCGCUCACGUACCCUGUGAGGCAGAACGGGAAGUGCAUGGCGAAAAUGAUUCUCUCCGUCUGGCUGCUUUCGGCCUCCAUCACCUUACCCCCGCUCUUCGGGUGGGCUCAGAACGUGAACGACGACAAGGUGUGCUUGAUCAGCCAGGAUUUCGGCUACACCAUCUACUCCACGGCGGUGGCGUUUUAUAUCCCCAUGUCCGUCAUGCUGUUUAUGUACUACCAGAUCUACAAGGCCGCCAGGAGGAGCGCCGCCAAGCACAAGUUCCCCGGCUUCCCCCGGCCCGAGGAGCCGGACAGCAUCAUCUCCCUGAACGGCAUGGUGAAGCUCCAGAAGGAGGUGGAGGAGUGUGCCAACCUUUCGAGAUUCCUCAAACACGAAAGGAAAAACAUCUCCAUCUUUAAGCGGGAGCAGAAAGCAGCCACCACCUUGGGGAUCAUAGUCGGGGCCUUCACCGUGUGCUGGCUGCCCUUUUUCCUCCUCUCCACGGCCAGACCCUUCAUCUGCGGCACGGCCUGCAGCUGCAUCCCGCUGUGGGUGGAGAGGACAUUUCUGUGGCUGGGCUAUGCAAACUCUCUCAUUAACCCUUUUAUAUAUGCCUUCUUCAACCGGGACCUGAGGACCACCUACCGCAGCCUGCUCCAGUGCCAGUACCGGAACAUCAACCGCAAGCUGUCGGCUGCAGGCAUGCAUGAGGCCCUGAAGCUCGCCGAGAGGCCCGAGAGACCCGAGUUUGUGCUGUAAGACAGAACUCUGACUACUGUAGAAAAAAAAGUCAUGAUUCAUGAUCAAAAGUGGAAUAAUGGAAACGAAAUCAACAAGGCAAGACAGAGGUGGCAACAG